AUGUUACUUGAGUGGCUGGACUUUGUUCACAAGAAAGGCAUUGUUUAUUGUGAUAUAAAGCCUCAAAAUAUUCUGCUUGCACCUGAUGAGACAGGUUUAUUGGUUGCAAAAAUAGCUGAUUUUGGUUUGGCAAAAAGUACUUUAAGAGACUUGGAGAUAGGUGUUAGAGGGACUGCCAUGUAUAUUGCUCCUGAGAGCAUUGUUGAUGAGAUUCAGCUUCAACCAUCUGAUGUUUGGGCACUCGAUUGUGUGGUUCUCAAUAUGCUAACAAGGAGGCCAAUUUGGAAACUGAAUUUGGAUGAGGGUAUUGAAUACCUUUGGAAGCAAAUUGCCUCGGUAAUACCCAGUAUCCCAGAUAGGAUCUCACAUCUGGCCAAAGACUUCUUGCUUAAAUGCUUUGUUAGGAAUCCUGAAGAGAGGUCAAGUGUUGGCAGCCUCUUAUAUCACUCUUUCGUCAAUGUUGUUUUACACGACAUGCCCGAAUUUGAAGUGGUUUUCUUAUCCUCCUGUGCUGCUACUUCUUCUGAUCUUGAAGACAAAUUUAAAGAAGAAGAGGUGCAGGAGGUGUAUGAUGAUGACAUUAUGGAGGAGGACCCCUCUGAAAUUGAAAUUGGGAAUCAAGUAACACUUUUUGGCUCAUCAUGGGCUUCCAAAGAAGCAGUGGAAGCUGCUGUAAAGCUUUUCAAUUUUGUUUGUGUAGAUAAUAUCAUACAACUCGGUUCAGCAGUUAGAUUCAAAAAAAUUGAGAUCUCAGAUCAGCAUCGUCUUAAUUUGAUGGAGCGGGUACUUCCCAGAGUUAUAAUGAUAUGA
Messenger RNA from Quercus lobata, 810 nucleotides. Its product is annotated as mitogen-activated protein kinase kinase kinase 17-like. Bases 1 to 810 code for a protein of 269 amino acids. Gene Ontology annotation, molecular function: ATP binding; protein kinase activity. The record is from RefSeq and is a predicted model, not a curated record. Gene Ontology annotation, biological process: protein phosphorylation; signal transduction. The transcript has a single exon. Lineage: Eukaryota; Viridiplantae; Streptophyta; Magnoliopsida; Fagales; Fagaceae.